AUGCUCCUGAGAACUGCAAGUAUUUCCAGUGGUAUGAUAACUACUGUUAAACUGGAUGGAACUAAUUUUUUAGAGUGGUCUCAGUCUGCUAAGCUUACCAUUACUGGGAGGGGUAAACUGGGAUUCAUCACAAGAAGGGAAGUAAAGUCGAGUCCUAAAGACCCGAAAUUUGUAAGGUGGGAACAAGACAACUCCCUUGUUAUGUCAUGGCUGAUUUGCUCAAUGCAACCUCAUAUUGCCCGAAAUUACAUGUUUCUUCCAUAUGCCAAGGAUAUCUGGAAUGGGGUGGUUGCUACUUAUUCCCAAGUUAACAAUACUGCCAGAGUGGAUCAACGGAGGGAAGCUUGCAAUAUGCGUCAAGGGGAGAGAUUUGUUGCUACGUAUUUCUCUUCUCUACAGUCUAUAUGGGAAGAAAUGGAUCACUUGAAAUCUCUAGUUUGGAAGGACCCUAAAGAUGGCUUAAACCCAGAGUUUGAUUUCACCAGGCAACACAUUCUUAGUGCAGGCGUUGUCUCUCUUGCUACUGCUUACUCUCUUGUACAAGGGGAAGAAAGUCGAAGAACCGCCAUGAUGCAAUCCUCUGUGAGUGAUCAUUCUGCCUUUAUAUCAUCACGACCCAAGCAAAAUACUAGCAAACAUCCCAUUGUAGAGAAGGUCGAGGAUGUUAUUUGUGAGUACUGCAAGAAGCCAAGACACACUAAAGAAAGGUGUUGGAAGCUCAAUCCUCAUCUAAAGCCGGAGAAGUACAAAACCGGGAAGAAGGGCAAUGCUCACUUGGCUACAAUUGGUAAUGAUGCUCAACCCUUGGAUGUGCUUGACUCCUCUAAUGUGAUGGACAAACUCAGGAAUAUAUUGUUGCAGUUAGAGAAGGGUGGUACAUCCUCCUCAUCUGGUUCUAGACUUAGUAAUCUAUCUAGUUCAUAUGCCAAGAUAGGUACUGCACUUGCUUGUUCCACCUCCUUUAGCCCAUGGGUUGUAGACUCUAGGGCCAGUGCCCAUAUGACUGGUAUGCCUUCACAUUUUACCUCAUAUAAGUUAACCCUGGGGAAGGGCAAGAUUACUGACCUGAGCAUGGGGAAGACGAUUGGAAGUGGGCAUGAAGUGGGUGGAGUCUACCUCCUGGAUGGACCUUCAGAGCAUGGAUUGUCAAGCCAAACUGAGUCUUAUUCCAAUGAGAAAAUGAGUCUUUUGAAAUUAUGGCAUCGUCGCCUUGGUCAUAUGUCUAUCAAUUCUGUCAAUCCUUCUCUUCAGGGGGAGAAUGCAAGUGAAGAUCGAACUCCCUUCUGCCUUCCUAUUCCUACCUCUGUUCUUCCCUCUCUUCCUACCUCUAUUCCUUUUCCUCCUUCUCCUCCUUCUCCUCCUCUUGUGUAUCGACCUCGGUCCUGGCAGCAAUUUUUCAUCAGGCGUAGUAAGAGGGUGGCUCCUGAAGCAGAAUGCCCAUCACUAUCUGAUUCCCCAAACUCAGGUAAUCUUGAACCUCCUGACAAUCCUAUUAUUGAUUCUAACCUUGAUCUUCCUAUUGCCAUUCGAAAAGGAAAGAGGACAUGUAGCAAGUAUCCUAUCACUAACUAUGUGUCUUAUGAUGCUCUUUCACCUUCCUAUUGUGCCUAUAUUUCUGCUAUCUCUUCCGUUUCCUCCCCCCGCAGUGUUACAGAGGCAAUGCAUUGCCCCCAUUCGAAGGAAGCUAUGAACCAAGAAAUGGAGGCCCUAAUGAAGAACCAGACUUGGGAGGUUGUUCCCAAAGAUAAGAUUCUUGUUGGGUGUAAGUGGAGAAGUAAGAAACAAUCUGUGGUUGCUCGUUCUAGUGCUGAGGUAGGGUACAGGGCAAUGGCUCAUGGAGUGUCUGAACUACUCUGGUUGAAGACCUUAUUGACUGAGAUGGGCAUCCAAGCAGAUGUUCCAAUGAGACUAUAUUGUGACAACCAAGCAGCCAUAAAUAUUGCUCACAAUCCUGUCCAACAUGGUCGUACAAAGCAUAUUGAGGUGGAUAGACACUUUACUAGAGAAAGAAUUGCUAGCGAAGAGAUUUGCCUUCCUUUUGUAAGGUUAGAAAACCAACUAGCUGAUUGCCUCACUAAAAGUGUUCACCAUCCAAAGUUUGCUAAGAACCUUGCCAAGCUGUGCAUGAUUGACAUAUAUGUUCAGCUUGAGGGGGGUGUUGAGAAUGGCUAG
Molecule: messenger RNA, 2172 nt
Organism: Nelumbo nucifera (sacred lotus)
Lineage: Eukaryota; Viridiplantae; Streptophyta; Magnoliopsida; Proteales; Nelumbonaceae
Source: RefSeq, a predicted model, not a curated record